CUUUCCGUUGCCCAUACAAUUUUAUUCUGUCACUCUGCUUUUCUCUCUCUCUCCUCCAUUUUCAACUGCAAUUUUUCUAUUUGAAUCCAAAAAAAAAUUCUCUUUUUAUACAAAUCCACAUGCUCUUUGAUUAAUAUAUUUGUUAGUAAUAUUUUGAUCUGAGUCAAUAUUUGCUAGGGUUUAUAUAAAUUCUCAAUUCAUCGAAUUUUUACCAAAAAAAUAAUUAAUUUUUUUGUUGUGGCUAAUUUUUCCUCGUUUGAUUCAUUUCUACGAGAAUCAAUUAGCCUAAUCAACCCCUUUUCGUUUUCUUGAAGAAUUUCUGAGAUAAUCGAUAUAUAAAUUGCAAUUUAUCGAUAUAUAUAUAGGAAAAAAAGGAUUUUUUUUUGGAUAUAGAUAGAGAUAUUUGGGGUUUUUCAUAUAAAGAGAUGAUGGGUAGUGGAUUACAGUUUAAUCGGAGUUUUAACGGUGAAGAUCGGUUUUAUAGUGCUGCGAAGGCUCGUCGGAAUGUUAAUCGGAGUUUUAAUGGUGAGGAUAAUUUACGGAGAGCUAAGAGUGAUGUUGCUGUUAGUAAUUUUCCGGCGAAGACGAAAAUGAAGGUGGCUGCCGUCGAUGAAUCGACGAAGGAGUUACCGGUCGCUGCUGCCGUGCCGACAUCGGAAGUUUUGCCGCUUUGUAAUCUACAGCGGUUUUUGAAAUCUGUUACUCCUUCAGUUCCUGCUCAAUAUCUAUCUAAGACAACUAUUAGGGAUUGGAGGACGUGUGAUGUGGAGUUUCUGCCUUACUAUGUACUUGGCGACUUAUGGGAGUCUUUUAAAGAAUGGAGUGCAUAUGGAGCUGGAGUUCCAUUGGUUUUGGAUGAAGGUGAUAGUGCAGUUCAGUACUAUGUACCCUAUUUGUCAGGUAUUCAGUUGUACGGUGACUCUUCAAAGGCUUCAGUCAAAACAAGUAGUAGGCGACCAGGUGAGGAGAGUGAUAGUGACUAUUUUCGGGAUUCUAGUAGUGAUGGAAGUAGUGACUCUGAACACGAGAGACGUUGCUUGAAUUAUUCAAGGGAGCAACGGAUGUAUCAUAGCCAAGCAAGUGAAAGCUCUCUUAGUAUCGAUGGAUUAUCAUUAAGAGAAAGUAAUGCUACCUUCCAAGAAGGAUUUUCAAGCGAUGAGGGUGAAUCUGGGUCUUCUCAAGGUGCCUUGCUGUUUGAGUAUUUUGCACACGAUCAGCCUUAUGGUCGUGAACCUUUGGCAGACAAGAUAUCUGCUCUUGCUCAACGUUUCCCCGAAUUAAAAACAAUGAGAAGUUGUGAUCUCCUUCGUUACAGUUGGAUUUCUGUAGCCUGGUAUCCAAUUUACCGGAUACCUACGGGACCUACUUUAAAAGCUCUGGAUGCUUGUUUUCUGACAUUUCAUUCUCUUCAUACACCCAUGCCAGGAAAUCAAAAUGGUCAUACCGCGGUUGUUGCAUGUCCAACUGAUACGGAUGCGGCCCCUAAGAUUCCACUACCUGCUUUUGGCCUUGCUUCAUACAAGUUUAAAGCGUCACUUUGGACUCCAAAUGACGGACCUGGAAGACAGUUAAUGAGCUCGCUCUUACAAGCUGCUGAUAACCGGCUAACGCUUCUUCAGGUCAAUCACCCUGAUUUCAGUUUCUUCUGCCAGAGGUGAAAAUGAGAUACUCUCCUCUGUUUGUGGUUAGAGAACCACUCUGUGGUUGAUACAGCUGUUGAUUUUCCAAGGAAAAAUGGGUUAAGACUUAAGGAUUCGCUCUAACCUUUAGUUACAAUGCUGUUAUCUAUACUACGAGGCAAAAUAAAAUUUAAAAAAAAAAGAAAAAAAGAAGAAAAGAAAAAAAAGAAACCGUAAAUGGAAAACCAGCCCUCAGGUAAGGGCUGAAAAUCUGAAUAUUGAUGGGGAAGGAGUGGAAAGUUAGUAACAUAACAGAAGUUCGAGGGAAGUUACAAAUAAAGGAUCGGUAACAGAUGAGCUGAUGAGUAACAAUGCUUAUGCAGGUGAUCGAACGACUGAAAGUAUAAUAUUAAGAUGGCACCAUAAUGCUCCUCAUUUUCGGUUUAUAGUGGAGAGAGCUGGCUGUUUUUACUGCCUUGAAUAUGUUGGUGUGUUAUUUAUACUAGCAUUCUAGCAUAUUUUGAUAGAGCUACUAUAUAUGGUGGUGAAAUGUAGCUUCCCCAUGUCAUGUACAUUACUUUUUAUUUGACUUUUUUUAGUAAUAAUAGACUAUUUAGAUAUAAUUCUGUCUCA
Messenger RNA from Solanum tuberosum (potato), 2252 nucleotides. RefSeq lists its product as uncharacterized. Lineage: Eukaryota; Viridiplantae; Streptophyta; Magnoliopsida; Solanales; Solanaceae. The record is from RefSeq and is a predicted model, not a curated record. The transcript has 6 exons. Bases 426 to 1658 code for a protein of 410 amino acids.